AUGCCGGGCGCUGAUGCAAGCCUGAACGACAGUGACUGUGUGUUGCAGGAACACUCUGUUAGUUGUAUUACACUGGAUGACUCCCAUGAGGAUGCAAUAGAAGAAGGUGAACUGGACGACGAUGAGGAUGAAUCCUCCCACGACGGCAAUAUAUGUCGAAUAAUAUUUACCAGCGAAAACUAUGCCAAAUUUGGAUGUCUUAUUGAAGAAUGUAUCAAAGAGAAAUUAAAUGGCAGAUGUGAAAAUAGAAAAAUAGAAAUUUUACCCAAAGAAGAGGACAACAGCAUUACAUUGAAUGUUAGAUAUGCGACAGACAAUGAGAAUGAUUCCCAACUUGACGAAGAACAAAGCGCCACUUGUAAACCGGACUCCUUUGAGAAGGAAGAUUCACCAGACCUCAGCGGCAUUAGUGAAUUAUUUACUAUUGAUACUACACCGGCGGAGAAAUUGGAUAGCAUAAAAAUACCCUCCUAUAAACGAGCUAUAAAGGAUGCCCUCCUGGACGAAGAAGCAGCUGCAACUAAGAAACAAAAACAAGAAGAGAAAAAUAUGAAAGCAUCCAAAUCGAAUAACUGUUUCAAUUGUGGUGAAGCUGAUCAUAACAUAAGAGAUUGCCCGAUGCCACACAAUAUUAAACGCAUCAAAAUGGCCAAGAAGAACUUUGCCAAAACGGAACGUUAUCAUGUUGAUGUAGAGCAACGGUUUGCCCAUUUGAGACCGGGCAAUAUAAGUGAUAAAUUGAGGGAGGCUAUGGGUUUGCGAAAAGGCGAAUUGCCGUUCUUCUUUUAUCGCAUGCGUGUUUUGGGAUAUCCACCCGGUUGGUUGGAAGAUGCCAAGGUGGAACAUUCUGGCAUCAAUUUGUUUAAUUCGGAUGGAUCGAAAAUUUUGAAUUCCGAUGAGGAUGACGGCGAGGUGGAUGCAAACACUCACAAAUACAAUGUAUCAAAAAUUAUCGACUUUCCUGGUUUUAAUCAAGAUCCAGGUGAAAAUUUCUUUGAUGACUACAAGUAUCACAAUGUGCCGCCAAUGAACCGAAACCAAAUGAAAGAGGAAUUUGUUAAAACGCUCGGUGAUAAUGUGGUCAAAGGUUACAAACGCAAGAAGCUUAAAGAUUUUCCCAAAUCAAAUGCCGAUGAUAGCAUCAAUGAUUCCAAUCACAUACAAAUAUCAGAUAUGGAGAUUGAAGAUGUGGAGCCAAGUGAAAAUGUGGAAUUUGUGAGACCGCCACCACCAUCCGACCCGCCAGAAAUUGUGGAAGAGAUACCGCCCCCACCACCUCCACUGCCACCCCCAAGUCCUGAUCGUAGUAUGGCUCCCGCUUCACCAAAUUCACCAGAUUCUCCAUCUUUGGAUGAGCUGGAGGUGCAAAAGAAACAACUUUUAAAGGCAUUAAAUACAUCAGAUGUAGAAAUCGAUGAUUCUCUGGUCGACGAAAUAAUUGCAAUAGAAGACAGCAUAGGGGAUGAGGCAACAUACAAUGAGACAUCUAAUGAACCGCCAGCAGAAGAUGAUCUUAGCCAAGAGCCCGAUAAGGAUGUUAACCAACAACCAGGAAACGCAGCUAGCCAACAAUCAGAAAGCAAUGCAAGCCAAAACAGUAAUGAAGAUUCUAAAGAUUCUUGCAAAUCCUCCGAAACCAAUAAUGACAAUAUUGACAAAACCUACAUGGGUACACCGGUAUUGAAAUUCUCACCCUAUGAUUCAUUGCCAAAUGGUGAAAACUUUAAAGUUGGCGUCAGUGAUGUCAUUAAUUUUGAAAAUUUACCCGAUUCAACGGGUAAAUAUGAAAAUAUGAAAGAACUUAUAAAAAAGGUACGAACCGUUAUACAUAAAAUUCACAGCGAUGAAUAA
Messenger RNA from Musca vetustissima, 1851 nucleotides. RefSeq names its product zinc finger CCHC domain-containing protein 8 homolog. Gene Ontology annotation, molecular function: RNA binding; zinc ion binding. The record is from RefSeq and is a predicted model, not a curated record. The transcript is spliced from 3 exons. The coding region runs from base 1 to 1851 and encodes 616 amino acids. NCBI's taxonomy places the organism in Eukaryota, Metazoa, Arthropoda, Insecta, Diptera, Muscidae. Gene Ontology annotation, cellular component: catalytic step 2 spliceosome.